This is a messenger RNA of Nerophis lumbriciformis (worm pipefish), 2061 nucleotides long. RefSeq names its product bromodomain-containing protein 3-like. The record is from RefSeq and is a predicted model, not a curated record. Lineage: Eukaryota; Metazoa; Chordata; Actinopteri; Syngnathiformes; Syngnathidae. Gene Ontology annotation, cellular component: chromatin; nucleus. Gene Ontology annotation, biological process: regulation of DNA-templated transcription; chromatin remodeling.
AACCAGAGUACACCACCAACUUCCGCCGGAAGUCCAGCUAAGAACUUUGCCGUUUGAAGUUGACUCGGCGAUGUUUUUCUUUUGUUUUCCGACGCGUUAUCAUGGAAUGAAAUGAGCUGACAGCUUCAUAAACCUGCUUGCAAGGUCAUACUGCGCGGCUUCAGAAGAACGCAGCAAAUACUUGGCUCCACUUCCAUUCCAUUCCCCUGAAAACUACAGCUGCACAAGAUAAUUUAAACCAGCUUGUUUCCUGACCCUGUAUCGGUGAUGAUGCUGGCGGACACAGACCAAUCUAUGCCGCGUUUUGAGAACCCUCCCCCUCCUGAGGUCAUGAAUGCCAACAAGAUAGGCCGAAAGACCAACCAGCUGCAGUUCAUGCAGAAUGUGGUAGUCAGGGGUGUGUGGAGGCAUUAUUUUGCCUGGCCUUUCCAUCAUCCUGUCGAUGCUGUGGCUCUUCAACUACCAGAUUAUCAUACCGUGAUAACCAACCCUAUGGAUUUGGGGACCAUCAAGCAACGGCUGGAGAACAACUACUAUUGGAGUGCAAGUGAAUGUUUGCAAGACUUCAACACCAUGUUCACCAACUGCUACGUCUACAACAAGCCCACAGAUGAUAUCGUGCUGAUGGCGCUGGCGGUGGAGAAGAUUUACUUGCAAAAAGUCGCGCAGAUGCCUCAGAAAGAAGUAGAGCUGUUACCUAAUCCAGCCAAAGGAAAACGCAAAAAUAGAAUUUCAGAUACAACCCCCGAUGUGAAGCACACUGGCUCCAACUCAUCCGUCACUCCCAAAGAGCAGUCCCAGCAAACUAACACUAAGACGGGCCUGAAGAGGAAAAUCGGUGCCGCCACCGACACAACCUGUCUGAACCAGUCGCCGGAAAGCAAGAGAAGACGCGACGUCCUCGACCGAGCUGACGUAAAUGAAUUAGUGUCCCAAGUAGCCGAGGCGGACAAGCAGCGCAAACCGCUUAAGUACUGCGAGGACAUAUUGAAGGAAAUGUUCUUAAAGAAGCAUGUGGCAUACGCAUGGCCUUUCUACAAGCCUCUGGAUGCUGCAGCGUUGGGGCUGCAUGAUUAUCACAACAUCAUCAAAUACCCCAUGGAUCUCCGUACUGUCAAGACAAAAAUGGAGAGAGGGGAGUACCAUGAUGUGCAAAGAUUCGCCGCAGACGUCAGGUUAAUUUUCUCCAACUGCUACAAAUACAACCACCCGGACCACGGUGUCGUCGCCCAGGCCAAGAAACUUCAGGGUUUGUUUGAGAGGUUGUUUGCAAAGGUUCCAGACCAGCCUGUGACUUCAACGGUGGGCUCCGGCCGGGCUAUUGGUGGCCUGAGUGCCAUUUUCCACAAAUGUGAUCAAAAAGACCCCCGACUUGUAGAGUUGCCAAAACAGCAGAUCACAACAUUCUCCGAAGCGCCUUCAAAUAAUCCGAUGAAGAAAAAUCGGACCGAAAUGAAAGAAGAAAGAGGGAGCAGCGAAUGCAGUCAGACUGUCAGCUCGAGUCAGUCAAAGAACGUCUGUGACGAAGAAUCCCUGCAGAUGACAUACGACGAGAAGCACCAACUGAGCCUCGACAUCAACCGACUGUCGGGCGUAAAACUCGGCCGUGUGGUACACAUCAUCCAGACACGAGAGCCAUCGAUGUGCGACGCCGACCAAGACGAGCUGGAGAUCGACUUUGAGAUAAUGAAGCCAUCGACUCUACGUAAACUGCAACAAUAUGUCCGGUCUUGUCUGUGCAAGAAGUACAAGAGAUUUCAAAAGAAGCUGAGUCAAGUUGGGUCUCAUCGGAUAGAAAGCAGCACCUCGGACUCAGUCAGUAGUUCUGAAGACUCCAUUUCAGACAACAGUGACUCAUGUUAGGUAUUUGUUCGUCACUCUCUAAAUGAUGAAGACGUAUGUACAGUGUAUUUUGCUUUUUUGUUGAAUAUUAAUAAGUAUUUUUAAUGAAUUCAAUAGUCUUUCUCACCUUCUCUCCUACUGGCACUCGCAACUUUCUUGACCUCACGUGACUUAUUUUGGAGUCUUGCGCAAUAAUAAAAAUGCAAACAGAGUCAACGA